Strongylocentrotus purpuratus (purple sea urchin) is the source of this 4119-nucleotide messenger RNA. RefSeq names its product adhesion G protein-coupled receptor L3-like. The record is from RefSeq and is a predicted model, not a curated record. Lineage: Eukaryota; Metazoa; Echinodermata; Echinoidea; Camarodonta; Strongylocentrotidae. Gene Ontology annotation, biological process: cell surface receptor signaling pathway; adenylate cyclase-activating G protein-coupled receptor signaling pathway. Bases 1 to 2967 code for a protein of 988 amino acids. Gene Ontology annotation, cellular component: membrane. The transcript is spliced from 26 exons. Gene Ontology annotation, molecular function: G protein-coupled receptor activity; calcium ion binding.
AUGGCGCCACCUGCGUCAACGAAGAGGAUGGGUACAGCUGCAGAUGUGCCUCAGGAUUCCAGGGACCCACCUGCUCACAAGGUACUCAUAGAGAUCAAAAGAAACAUCGAUGAGUGUGCCUUGACUAGUCCUUGCCUGAAUAAAGCACGUUGUACCAAUAACUUUGGUGGCUAUACGUGUGCAUGUGGGCAGAACUUCAGUGGUAAAAACUGCGGAAUUGAUGUCAACGAGUGUACUGCGCUGCCGUGUUACAACAGAGGAACCUGUAUUAAUACAUAUGGUGGCUUUGCUUGUGUCUGCACCGAAACAUAUCAGGGACAACUCUGCAAUGAGGACGUCAACGAAUGCAACAUCGCGGGUCGGUGUCAGCACGGAAGUACAUGCGUCAACACGGAAGGCUGGUUCCGAUGCGACUGCGCAGAUGGGUAUGAGGGACAAGUUUGUGAAAUAAAUAUUGAUGACUGCGCAGAAUCGCCCUGCCAAAACGGAGGAACGUGCAUCGAUGGUGUUGAAAGUUUCACGUGUGUCUGUGCACGAGGCCACUAUGGUGAAACAUGUGACAUGGUUGUGAGGGAAAAUAUCCCGGAUUGUGAAGAAGGCCGAGAUUCCAUCAGCCGUCUAUACUGGAAUAGAACAACUGCUGGUAAAACGGAUGUAACGGCUUGUCCUCAGGGCACAACUGGUAUUGCAACCCGUCUGUGUUCCGCUCUGACUGAUGUGACACCACCUUUGUCUGUAUGGAAGAUACCUGACCUUUCGCAAUGUAUCAAUCCCAAUUUCCAGAAGGUCACUGAAACGCUGGACAUGCUGGAACAAAGCCCCAACAUCACGGUUCACGAUGUCAUUGACCUCGCCGCUCUUCUUUCCAACCUGACAUCGUCGACGUCGACCGAGGUCAGCGAGCUCCACAUCGUACCGCAAGACAUCACGAUCACCACCCAGGCACUAAGUAGAGUAGCAGACCUCUCGGCGAUGAUCAGCAAGAACCUGACUGAUAAGGAUAUUGAUGAUCUGACAAAUGCCUUUGUUGAUACCGUGGACAAUAUCCUGGAUGACGCCAACCUGGGUGCAUGGAAGACCUCGGACGAUGCCGACAUCGUGACCCAACAGCUGACGUCAGUGGUUGCGUCAUCCGAGAACAUGGCCCUCAGCAUGGCGAGGGCGAGACGUCGACUGGAUCAGAAAACCGACUCGACAACGACCUCAACCAACCAGAGUAUAUCGUUCAACAAGACCAAUAUAGAAUUCGAUGUCGUCUUCGUAGCGGACUCUGAGAGCGAUGAUAGCGAGACGAUGACGUUCGUUCGAUCAGGCGGUAGUCUGUCUCUCCCACGGGAGGUCCUCAACAUAGCCAAUCAGCAAAGCUCUGAUCAGUUAGCUAUCUACAGAGCCAGGUACCCAUCGCUUGCAUCCUUAUAUUCUGCCUUAGAAGAGGAAAGCAUUUCGAGGAUCAAUACUGAUGUCAUGGCAACCAAGAUCCUUGGUAUAGACGAGGCUUUCUUCAAGGAUCUAAUCGAACCUGUUGUAGGAAUUUACAAGCACCAAGAGCUUGGCGCCAAUUUGAACCCGAGUUGUGUGUUCCUAGAUCUCGAUCAAACUUCUGGAGAAGAGUCGGAAUCGUGGAAGGCGACUGGAUGCGAAGUCUACGCCAGCAAUGAAACCCAUACGACCUGUCACUGUUACCAUCUCACCAACUUUGCAGUCAUCAUGGAUGUCCACGGUGUUCAGAGUAGCCUAUCAAACGGCCAUGAGACAGCCCUGUCUAUCAUAUCUCAGAUCGGUGGUUCCGUGUCCAUCGUAGGGUGUGUGACUUCCGUUGCAGUAUACGAGUUCUUCCGAUUGAAGUCGGACAGGAUACGUGUUCACGAGAAUCUAGGAGUGGCCAUUGCAAUCUCACAGCUUAUAUUCCUGGUGGGGAUGGAGCGAACAGAUAUCGUGUGGUUAUGCAAAGCGGUUGCUAUCGCUUUCCACUACGCCAUCACUGCCAUGUUCUGCUGGAUGUUGUUAGAGGGCGUACAUCUCUAUGUCAUGCUGGUCAAGGUGUUCGGUACAGGCAGGAUGGUCAAGAAAUACUUGCUAGCUGGUUGGGGAAUUCCCUUGAUAGUUGCCGGAGUUUCAGCUGGUAUCUUCUAUAAAGAAUACGCAUUAGGCAACGUGUGCUGGAUGUCGACCAGAGCUAUGCUCAUCUCCUUCAUACCAACGGUGGCUAUCGUGAUUGUAGUGAACACGGCUUUCUUGAUAAUGGUCCUGCAUGUCAUGAUGAGAUCCAUGUCAGCCAAGUACAAGAGCAGAGUCUCCAGCAACACAUCACAAGUCAAGGCUGGAUUGAAGGCGGCCGCCAUCUUGUUGCCUCUGCUUGGUCUCACCUGGGUGUUCGGUUUCCUCUCGGUGAACGCUCGGACACUUGUCUUCACCUACAUGUUCGCCAUCCUUAACUCAUUCCAGGGACUGUUCUUCUUCAUCGCCCAUUGUGUCCUUAACAUGGAGGUAAGGAAGGCAUACGAGCGUCGAUACGGCAAGACCAGGGGAGUCGUCAGCUCUACGGUUUUCUCGUCCGUCUCCAACACGGCUAGCGGCAAAGGCGGCAGCAGUAAGGCAUCGGGCAAGUCGAGGUCGAUCUCCGGAUCAUCAUCGAAGAACAAGAGCAACGACACGGUUGCCCUUUGCAGGAAAGGCAGUGAUAUCUCGAACGGCAUGGAUUGUCAUGACAACCCUUUGAAGACUUCAAGUGUUGAUGAAACCAAUAAUCUCAACAACGGAUCAAACACCAAUCAAGAUUCGAUCAAGAAGAAACUAAGCCCCGAUGGACCCCUCCAGCACAACGAAAUACAGUGCCUCGUGAAGGACAGUGAGAAGAACGUCAACCAGGAGAGCCAAAAUAGCGAACUGUCGAAAGAAGCAAAAGUGGCCAUGGAGAAUAUGAUUUCAAAAUCUAACGUCGCUUCGAACAACGAGAAUAUCGCUUAAGAGCAAAGAAUAUUUUGAAGUUUAUAGUGCAACGAAAGUACUCACAGUUUAAUUGGUAAUUUUGUUUUGAGUUCGAUGUUUGAUGGUGAAAGUUCUCAACAAGUAAUUACAUUUAUAUAAGUAGACUCACGUUAUGAACUUGUAUUGUGUUGCACGAUUCCAAUUCUGUAUUUCGAAAUCUAACGUCGUUUCGAACAAUGAGAAUAUCGGUUAAGAGCAAAGAAUAUUUUUGAAGUUUAAAGUGCGAGGAAAGUACACUCAUUUAAUUGCUAAUUAUAUUUGAAGUUCGUUGUUUGAAGUUGAAAGUUCAAAGAAAGUAAUUCUAGUUCAAUAGUAGCUCACAGUGUCUUUCACAGACUCACGUUAUGAACUUGUAUUGUGUUGCACAAUUCCAUUCUGUAACCUUAAGCAGCACUACCCCCAUCAGCGUCUGAAUGGAGUACAGGCAUGAUGGCUAUGCUUGUAUCAUUUUGUAGACCUAAGUAAAUAGUAAAAGAAGUUGAAAUGCACCUUUACCUACCCGUCUUCAGAACGGCUAUUUCUGGAACAAUGUUUGUAUUAAAUGUAUAUAUUGCUAUUUCGACCUUCGUGUAAGUAAUGUGUCUACUGAUAUUUCAUUUAGAAAUAAAAUUGAACCAAAAAUCAUUACAAAUUUCUUCAAAUUUGAUAAAAUAUUGAUUAUACUAUACCUAUGUAACAAAAGCGUACCGCACGCCUACAGGCAUGACGAGUUUCACCUAAAUUAAAUUCGGUUGAAAUUCGAUAGCGAACAUGUCAAAUUCUAUUUUUGUAGUUUUAUCUAAUAACCGUUAGAUGAUUUUAUUGAUAUGUAGCCACAUCAUGGAACAGUUUGACGAUCAAUUUGAUGAUUGAAUACUUGAAAAGAGAAAUGCAUGAAAACAGUGGCGUGCCAUAACAAAAAAUUGCUUACGGCGCAGCUACAGCCAAGCCAACCUAUGUUAGGGUAAAAGUGUACAUAUAGUUUUGUUGUGAGAAAUACCAGUUUCCAGUUUUAGAAAAGCAUUCACUUUGCGCUUAAUUUGUUUGCAUCGAUUUUAGCAGCAAAUCAUAGCUAUGUCCCUAUCUAUUCCGUCCAUGAAUACUUGUACAGAGAUAUGACAUGUGAAUGAUUAUUUACGAUAUAUAUUUGAA